Paramecium pentaurelia is the source of this 2643-nucleotide messenger RNA. NCBI's taxonomy places the organism in Eukaryota, Ciliophora, Oligohymenophorea, Peniculida, Parameciidae. The record is from the annotation of a GenBank genome assembly.
AUGGGUUGUGGAUCAUCGUAACCAGCUGCUGAACCUGAUCAAAUUUCAAAAUCUUUGAAAAGUGCUAACACAUCAGAAAUAGAAGACUUGAUUGGCAAAAAAAUACCUAAAGUACUAUGUAGAUAAUAUUGGUAAGUUACUAAUUUAAGCUGAAAUGAAACAUCGAUUUACUGCUGAUGAAGAAGCUAUUAAAAAGUAUUAAUUUAAAACUAAAAUUUUAGCGACUUAAUUUAAAUGUAAUCUCCAUAAGAAAAUGAGAAUGUAGUGGCAAGAGCUUAAAAAAAAAUAUAAAAAAAAUAUCGAGGAGGAGAGGAUGUUGAAGGCUAAAUAAUUGAAAAUGUGAAAAGAGUUGAAAGAGAGAUGCAAGGUAUAGUAUUAAUAAUUUUUAUUUCUCAGAAAGUGAUGUUGAUUUAAUCAUUAAAAGCUUCAAAAAUCAUUUUGUAUUUUUUAGUCUUCCUCAAGAUUCUCUAUAAAAAUUAAUAGAAAAUAUGUUCUAUUGUACAAUAAAGGCAGGAGAGUUUGUUUUCAAAUAAGGAAAUUAGGUUAAUGAACUUAGUUGAUAUAGUAGGCUAGUGCAUAUUUCGUAAUUGAAAGAGGAGAAGUCUAAAUAAUUAUAAAUGAAAAUCCCAUAAGAGUGCUUUAAUAAGGAGAUUAAUUUGGUGAAAUUGCUUUAUUAUAUAAUGCUACUAGAUCUGCUUCUACGAAAGCACUUACUAAUUGUGGAUUUUGGUCUUUAGAAAGAGCUACUUUUAAGAAAACUAUUGAAGAGAUAACUUUAAAGGAAUAUGAUGAAAACAGAAAGUUUAUAGAUUAAGUAUUUAUUGACAAUUUAAUAGGUUAAUUUCUUUUCUUUUAUGACAUCUGAAUAAAGAGAUAUGAUAGGACAUGCUUUAAUCACAACCAAGUUCAAUCCUGGAUAGAAUAUAGUAAAUGAAGGAGAUUAAGCAGAUUCAUUUUAUGUUAUAAAAAGUGGUUAAGUGUAAAUAUUGAAAGGAGACAAAUUAAUAAGAAAAAUGGGUGCAAAAGAUAGUUUUGGGUAAAAAUAUAGAUUUAAUAAAUUUUUAGAGAAUAAGCUUUAUAUGAGAAAUCAGUAAGAGGGGCAACAGUUAAAGCAGAAACAGAGGUUAAAUGUGUGGCAUUGGGAAGAGAGAAUUUGACUAAGAUAUUGGGAGAUAAAAUAUAACUUAUUAUUUUCAAUAAUAUAAUGAGAUGGAGUUUUGAAAAAAGCGAGAUUUUAAAAUAAUUAACAAAAAUUUAAUUGGAAAAAAUAUCAUAAAAAGCAAAGAUUGAAAAUUUUAAAAAAGGUUAAAUUAUAUUUGAAGCUAAUAAACCAUGUGAUAAAUUAGUUGUUGUUUUAGAGGGUGUAUUAAUAAAUUCAAAAUAAGAAUCAAUCAGUAAAGGUUCUUGUUUUGGAGAUUAAUUUUUAUAAAAAGAAUUAUAUGGAUCACUACUUGAAUGUGCUUUUUCUAUGGUAGGAGAUGGUGUAUUAGCAACAAUUACUUAUUAAGCUUUAUUUAAGAUAUUUGGAGGGGAUUUAGAAACUGCAUUAAAGAAAAAUGAAAAUUCUCAUGAAAAGAAAAUAUAAUAAAUUGGUUAAAGGGAGGAUGCUUCUCAUAUUUUUGUAGAAGAUUUAGUUUAUAUAAAGAAAUUAGGUGAAGGACAAUUUGGAAGUGUAUAUUUGGUUAAACACAAAGAAAUUAAUAAGGUAUUUGCUUUGAAAAGUGUAAGCAAAGCAUCUAUUAUUGAAUAAAAUUUAGAGAAACAUAUUACAUAAGAGAAAAAAGUAUUAGAAUAGAUAAACUUUCCAUUUAUAAUGGGAUUUGUAAGAACAUUUAAAGAUGAUAUGUCCAUUUAUUUUUUAGUUGAUUUUAUAAGAGGAAUGGAGUUAUUUGAUGUAAUAAGAGAUAUAGGAUUGUUAUCUAAACCAGAGACAUAAUUUUACAUUGGUACAAUGAUUCUUUGCAUAGAAUACUUACAUUCUAAGAGUAUUGUAUACAGAGAUUUAAAACCAGAGAAUAUAAUGGUGAAUUCUCAAGGUUUUAUGUAUUUAAUUGAUUUGGGUACUGCUAAACCACUUCUAAAAGCAAAAGCAUGUAGAACAUAUACAAUUAUUGGAACUCCUCAUUAUAUGGCACCUGAAAUAAUGGCAGGAAAAGGUUAUACAUUUACAGUAGAUUUGUGGAGUAUUGGAAUAUGUAUGUAUGAAUUCAUGUGUGGAGGAGUGCCAUUUGGUGAAGAAUUAGAAGAUCCAUAUCAAAUAUAUGAAGAGAUUAUGAAUACUUAAAUUAAAUAUCCUACAUUCUUAAAAGAUAGAUAUGCUAAAAAAUUGAUGGAACAGUUAAUGAAUAGAUAACCUGAAACUAGAUUAGGUGCAUCUUAUUCAGCAUUAAAGGCUCAUCCAUGGUUUGAUGAUUUUGACUUUGAUAAACUUUUUAGUAGGGAACUCAAACCUCCUGUAUUAUUAUUUAAUAACAUUUUUAGUAUAUGCCUAAAUCAGAAAAUAUGGUCUCUGAAAAUGAUAUUUAAAAGAGAUUUAAUCAGAAUAAAUUAGUUGUUUAAGAAAUCAAACAUGAACAAGAUAAUCACAAAAUCAAAUAUAAUAAGCAUCUUGCUAAAGAUCCUAAUUGGGAUAAAGACUUUUGA